GUUCAAACGAAGCUGCCUUGGAGUAGAUAAUAUUUAGGUACUGUAGCUCUUGAAAUUCCACCUUCAUUACGUAUAAACCAUAUCCUUUCUUUGUAGUUCCAUCCUGCUGUCAAUUGACAAGAAUUAUUUCUACUAAAUAUCGCCCAUCAUGUCAACUGGAGUAGGAAUGAGCUCUUGCUGUUUGUCUGGAAAGAUCCAUGAAGGUGUCCCGACGGGCCACGAAGAAACUGUGGCCGGACUGAAGACCUACGUCGCAGAGACUGCGGAUAAAUCCAGGGCCAAGUCUGUGGUCAUCUUGACCGACGUCUUCGGAUGGCAGCUCAAGAACGUGCGACUCCUGGCAGACAACUAUGCCAAAGCUGGGUUCCACGUCUAUAUUCCUGACAUUCACCAAAACGAUUCAAUCGCAGCGGAGUUUUUGCAGGACGUCGAACCUCCAUUGACCGUUCGCGAAGGUCUCAGCAUCACGCAAAAAGCGACAAAGGCAGCUAGCGUUACAAGCGUGCUUGGACCGUGGCUCAUUAAGCACCGUGAAGCCGUCACAUUGCCGCUUAUCGAUGGUUUCAUAAAUGCAGUCAAAUAUAUUCCCGGCACAAAUAAAGUGGGAGUUCUCGGAUUCUGCUGGGGUGGUCGUUACGCCGUGCUUGAAGCAAACUCUACUGGUAAAGUUCACGGCGGGGUGGAUGCCGCCUACGCGUGCCAUCCAUCAAUGAUCUCUGUCCCCGCCGACUUUGAGCCCGUGAACAAGCCACUCAGCCUGGCCUUUGGAGAUAAAGAUAGUCUUGUGGAUCAGGUCACUGUCGGAAAAAUCAUUGAUACACUUGCAGUAAAGACCGAGCUUCCUCACGAAAUCAGAAUAUAUGAGGACCAAGUACAUGGGUUUACACUUCGAGGUGAUUGGAGCAGCGAUAAGGAUAAAAAGGCCAUGGACGAGGCGUUGCAGCAAGGCGUUGAUUGGUUUUCAACAUAUCUUUCCUGA
This is a messenger RNA of Xylona heveae TC161, 979 nucleotides long. RefSeq names its product dienelactone hydrolase family protein-like protein. The coding region runs from base 149 to 979 and encodes 276 amino acids. Gene Ontology annotation, molecular function: hydrolase activity. The record is from RefSeq and is a predicted model, not a curated record. Lineage: Eukaryota; Fungi; Ascomycota; Xylonomycetes; Xylonales; Xylonaceae. The transcript is spliced from 2 exons.